Messenger RNA from Ostrinia furnacalis (Asian corn borer), 2356 nucleotides. RefSeq lists its product as uncharacterized. The coding region runs from base 223 to 1293 and encodes 356 amino acids. NCBI's taxonomy places the organism in Eukaryota, Metazoa, Arthropoda, Insecta, Lepidoptera, Crambidae. The transcript has 4 exons. The record is from RefSeq and is a predicted model, not a curated record.
GAGUGCAUUUCUAUUGUCGGGGUAGGUUAGGUAGAGGUGUACCCUCGACCGAAUGCAGUUGCACCCUGCACCGGCGAGGCGGUGAUUGACACACGCGUGUAGCAGGCACGGGGGGCCGCCAGUCGAGCGCCCGCCGCCGCACCGACCGCGCGCACGCAACGCAAACGAAACCGGCCCGGAUGACCGAGAACCAGUCGGCAUGGCGAGGGCCGUGAGAGCGCCAUGUUGAAGCAUGCGCAGCGGCCGCCGGCGGCGAACGAUGCCGACCACCGCUACCAGAACAUGCCACGGCGGCCGCACCACCACCUGCCCCUCAACGUGUCGACCCUAGACUCCUCGAAGCACUCCGUCGGCGGGACCUCGGCCAGCGUCAGCCCCGGCGCGCAGCCGCCGGCGCCGGCGCCGGUGCCGGUCGUGGCGCCGAUCCCGGUCGCGUCGCCCCCCAAGAUUGCCAAUGGAACCGCUCCCGGGCUGCCGGCCAGCCGCCCGGCGCCCGCGCGGAGUCGGAGCACGCGCGCCGCCACGGAGGAGGCACUGACUUCGCUCGCUCUGCUGUGCCUCGUCAGCCUCCUCCUGGCACUCCUGGCGCUCCUGUUCCUCCUCAAGAUCUCCGCGCCCGCCACGACGGCUCCCGAGGAGUUCGCUGUAGUGUACGAAGUGACGUUAGCAUUGUGUGCGUUGACGCUCUCGCUGAACUUAUGCUGUCUUCUCGUGUGUGCGAUACAGUUCCUGUUCGCCGUGAAGUUGGUGCACUCCCCGUCAGCGCCGAACGGACGAUCAAACAAAUACCUCCAGAAGUCAGCGAUCACCCGCGUGUGCGCCGUCGGAGGCUUCUUUAUAUCAAUACCAGUAUUUUUAACAGGCAUAAUCCUGUACACCUUCAUCCAGUUCCACUCAACGCCGGCGAUCGUGACGUCAGUGUUUAUCGGAGUGGGAAUAGUCUUCUGCGGCUGCGCGAUGGUGCACAACGUGUUCGUGUGGCAGAAAGAGAAGACGAACCUAGUCAAAGCUCUUCGCACGCAAGAGCUGGCUGCCGCGCCGAACCUCAACACGUCGAAUGGCGUGUUACUGGGCAACGGACAUCUGAACAACACUGGGCUUGGCAAUCUGAGCUUCCACAGCAUGGCUGGGGCGCCGUAUACGCAUCCUAUAACGCUGCUGCAGCAAGGAGGGCCUUAUAUUAUUAGGCCACCAACCAGCACGCCGCCGGGCGAAGGCGCCGCCACCCCAGGUGUGCCGCCCGCCACCAUUGACCUCAGCCACGACACGCAUGAACUCAGCACGCUAGUGUGAACUCUAUUACUAACGGAAUAGAACCUACGCUGUGCGCAAAAACUAACGUUGCAACAAUGGGACUUAGCGCGUUGAAUUCGGCACGCUAGAGUGAAAUUUACUGCAGCGGAAUAGAAACUACGUUGAGCGCAAAUACAAACGUUGCUUCGACCGAAAAGUACUUCUUUUAGCGCGUUAUGUUGUGACCUUUAUUGUUAAACGUAUAAAACCUACGCUGUGCGCAAAUACCAACGUUGCUUUCGAACCACAGUGUUUUACUAGCGCGUUAAUAUGACCUUUACUGCAAACGGAAUUGUGAACUCGCUGUGCGCAAAAAAAACUGCAUCUAAACCAAACCGCGGUAUUCAGGUAAAACUUCGAAAUAUAAAUGUCAGCUGCAAAAUGCACCUUAUUAGAACCAAUUAAAGCAUAUGACAGAGUGUUAGGACCACUUUACGAAAGUAUUGUAUGUCCUUUCCCGGGACUUAAACUAUCUCUACACGAAAAUUCGUCAAAAUCGGUUAAGUGGUUUAGGAGUAAAAGCCUAACAGACAGACAUGCAGAGUUACUUUCGCAUUUAUAAUAUUAAAAAUUAAAAAAAAAGCCUUUUCAAAUUGGUUCACAUGUUAUUAACUUUUUGACAGCGAUAAUGACAGUAAAGUAACCUUUAUCGACAUAUGCUCGGGCAGUUAAAUAUAGCUCUAAUUCUAUGGAAAUUAAGUCAAAAUUUGACUGUCCGCUAGCAAAACGAAUCGUUUAUGAAUAAGCAAACGAGAAGAAAACUUUAAAUUGUAUGAUUUUCAAAUGAAGCAUACUUUUUGCACCGACAUGUUCAAAAUUGGACUUUAACGAUUAGGCACAUACGGUUUAUAUGAUACGAGAUACUGUAGUAACUUCUGCAAUGCAUAGCUGACGGUGUUUUCCAUUGUUUUGUACAAACUAUACAAACACUAUGAAAAACUGUGUCGGCUAAGUAAGCUAAACGACUUUCCCUUUCACUUGCUCGCACACCUUUGGGGCCAUCCAUAAAGUACGUCACACGAAUUUCAUGAUUUUUUGAGCCCCCCCCCGUCCUUGUCACAGG